Megalopta genalis is the source of this 4983-nucleotide messenger RNA. RefSeq names its product tyrosine-protein kinase CSK. Gene Ontology annotation, biological process: protein phosphorylation. Gene Ontology annotation, molecular function: protein tyrosine kinase activity; ATP binding. Lineage: Eukaryota; Metazoa; Arthropoda; Insecta; Hymenoptera; Halictidae. The record is from RefSeq and is a predicted model, not a curated record.
UUGUAGUGGAUCAACUUCAAGCCUCAAGCUCCAGUCUCUCGUAGAUCAAGACGUUCUUCGCUCGAGGUCGUGUGUAGCAAAAUGGCCGUUCGACCAAAGUGAGUGUGACGUUUCGCGAGGUGAUUGUAUCGUUAUUUCGUGUGGUUUCUAUGAAUAUUCGUUCAUGUGACAUAGUGUCAUUGUGCUUCCUGUGUAUACCCGCAGGUCCGCCAGGAAAAACCUUCUAUACGACAAGAGGAGAACAUACACGGAGGAUGGACAAUCAAUUUGAAAUAUAGGUUCACAAAGGUUACUGCGGGAGUUGCGAUGCCAACGUACCACAAUGCGGGUGGCGGAUACCCGAAUGUGUCAGCGCCAGCGCGGCAAGCGAAGCUCGACGGCAACCAGAAUCACCAUACGAUCCCCUCAAACGUAACGUCCCAUCCCCUACUACAGAACAGCACGCAACACAACGUUCCUUCCAACUUGUCUGCAAGCAACAUUCCGUCCCAUCCACCAGUAUCACCGACAAUGACUACGCAUUCGAACGUCACCGCUCCAAAUCUAACCAGUCACAUGAACACUGGAUCACCGCCGGUGAUCCUCACCACGAACACCACAAAUCCUAGCAAUCCCACCGCGUUAGCGGUGAAUCCGAGACACGAGGUCAAACUGAACGCCAUGCCAUGGUUUCACGGGAAGAUAUCGCGGGAAACUGCGGAGAGAUUGCUGCGGCCGCGGGAGGACGGCCUGUUCCUGGUCCGGGAGUCGACGAACUUCCCCGGCGAUUAUACGCUGUGCGUGUGCUACCAGGGCAGGGUGCAGCAUUACCGGGUGAAGUACAAGAACAACCAGCUUACCCUCGACGACGAGGAGUUCUUCGAGAACCUGGCGUUGCUGGUCGAGCACUACGAGCAGGACGCGGACGGGUUGUGCACGCAGCUGACCAAGUCGCUGCCGAAGCAAGGCAAGCAGGACUUCUGCGUGGACCCUAAGGCGUUCAUGGAGGCCGGCUGGGUGAUCCAGACCCACGAGCUCGAGCUGAGGGAGUGUAUCGGCAAGGGUGAGUUCGGCGACGUAUUGCUGGGCGUCUAUCGGGGGGAGAGGGUCGCCGUCAAGAUGCUGAAGGACAACAGCGAGGCGGCGCAGAGGUUUCUAGCCGAGGCCAGCCUGAUGACUUCGUUGAUCCACGACAACCUGGUCAAGCUGCUCGGACUCGUCUUCAACAAUCAACACAUGUACCUGGUUACGGAGUAUAUGAGCAAAGGAUCCCUGGUGGAUUACCUGAGAUCACGGGGUAGAUUGCACGUUUCCAAAAAGGAUCAGAUCAACUUCGCGUAUGACACGUGUGCUGGCAUGGCGUAUUUAGAGUCCAGACACGUAGUGCACAGAGAUCUGGCCGCGAGAAACGUUCUUGUCGCGGAGGACAACUCCGCGAAAGUGUCCGACUUCGGGCUGGCACGGGACGAGAACUUUUCCCUAGAGGGCGGCAAGCUACCUAUCAAAUGGACUGCACCAGAGGCUUUAAAGCAGAAUAAGUUUUCAAAUAAGUCUGAUAUGUGGAGUUUCGGAAUACUCUUGUGGGAGAUCUAUUCCUUUGGGCGUGUACCAUACCCACGAAUUCCAUUGGCGGACGUUGUAAAAUGCGUGGAGAAAGGAUACAAAAUGGAGCAACCGGACGGUUGUCCGCACGAGGUCUACGACAUUAUGAGACAAGCAUGGGACUUACAGCCUGAAAAGCGACCGACUUUUUACGAUAUAAAAAUAGUGUUGGGUCAACUGAAAGCCGAGUACACCAAAGGUGUGAAUUAAAAGGAGACGCCACUUAUUUUUAGUAGGCUCGAUCUAAAAAAGACAGGAAACACGAAAUUAGCAUUCCCAGGGUCGACAUUUCGUUGGAAUCAGGGGCGGAGAGGAGGGGGUAGUGCCUCUAAAUGAUUCUCCCCAGAGAAUGCAACGUGUGUGUUUUCUUUCAUUGUACAUUUUUCUUUCUCUUUCAUUGUACAAAAUAGUAUCCACGUCGCUUGUAUUUAUUGUUAUCUUUAAUCUUCUAUGGAUAGAGCCUGUUUGAGUUUUUUUGUUUGUUUGUUUUUUUUUGUAUGAGAAUAUUCUGCGUACACAUUCACCUGCGUCAAUCGUGCCUUUGGCCAAGUUUGAGAGGUUCACACGACGGGAUAAAAGAUGGAAUAAAGGAAUUUUAACUUGUACUUCAGGUAGUACUUAGAAGGAGAGCUCGGAGUUGGAUGAAUUCUUUGACUAUGAAAUACUUACCUAUUACUUAAAUCCUUUUUAUAGUCACGUUUUCUCUCGAGAGCUACGUGGACUUCCGAAAUGGGCUUUUUUGUCGUUCUCACGGCCCUUGAAAUCUUUCCGGGUGUAUGAAGCGCCUUACAUUGAACUGAAUUUAAACAGAUAGAUAAACAGAAACGGUCGCUAUAUAAGCACCCACUUAUACAAUAAUCUUUUGAACUUAAACUCGUAAGGUUGGAUGUCGGAGAGAAAGAGAGAGAGAGAGAGAGAGAGUUUUUUUUUGUUACGUAACUGUAAAACCGGACGGAAAAUAGUUGGGGAUUAGAAGAUUUAUACCUAUGUGCGUGGUUUGAGAGAUUUUUCCCUUUGUUUUGAGGAACGCUGCAGCAAGCUGUAUAUUACAUGUUAGUCGUGUAAGUUCUUUAAUCAAAGAUUCGUCAUAGUGAAGUAUUAAUUUUUAAAACUAAAUUAUUGCAGCCAAGGUACACAUGGAUUGUUUAAGUUAACCCUGCGAGAUAUAUAAAUAUAUUAUAUAUAUAUAUAUAUAUAUAUAUAUAUAUAGUAGUGUAAAUGUAUCUGUAAAUAGUUUUGUACAUAUCCGAUUAUCGAGAAAAGAAUUAAUAUUUCGAAUACGGUUGAUUUUGGUUAGGAAAUUUAAUAUCGUGGAUUGUUCAUAAUUCUUUUUUUUUAUUCUAGUUCGUAAGGUAAUGAUUGAUUUACGCCGCGAUAUCGAAUUGUCCAUGCGCAAUCGCACCAAUGUAACGCAACAUAAUGCCACAAAACAGUAAAGAAACUCAUAUGGAAUAUUAUAUAUGCACAGGGUGGUCCGUGUGAAGUGUUACAAGUGUUUUGAUGGAAACUAUAGCAGAUAUGAACUAAUAUCUUUUUAAGGUUCAAGGUUAUAUUAUUUUCUAUAUCUGUGAGAAUUGCUUUUGAAAAACUGAAUAACAUAUUUAAUUCAACCAUUUUUCGUUAUUUUGCCUAACUAAAGAGUUAAAAUUAGACUACCGGUUUUAUGUAUUUAUAAAAUGAGUAGGUGAAAUAUAAAACAGUACAAAUAUUACAAGAAUUGAAGAAUAUUAUAAUGUUAUGCUCAAUUUACGCAAAUUAAGGAAAGACGAAAUAAAGUUUUAUUUCAUUCCAGUAUCUUGCAACUGAUGCAGAAAAUGUUUAUUUUGCAUACAGGUCUUGUUAUGACAAAAGACAAAUUGUAACGUAAAAAGAUAUUAGUCGAUGCUGUUGUAGUUCUAAGGAGACGGUUUCUAACACUUCACGCGGACCAUCUUGCACAUCUACUAGAAAUAAUUAAAAGAAUCGUAGACUUUCGUGUUAUUCUAUCUCUUUCUUCUGUAAUAUAGGAUCCCAUGACUUAUUUAAUACUUUUUCCAACAGUUAUUAAAGGACUAAGAAUAUUUAUUCAUAGAGGGUAGGCGGAUUUCGACGAAUUAGAGGAGAGAAAGUGUGGGAAAGUGUGAAAGAGAAAGAUAUAGAGGUAAAAAUACUCUAAGCAUAAAGUAUCCUGGAUUAUCAGAUGAUUAUAAAUUGGUAUCAUAUCGGUAUAAAGUUUCUCGCUUUAAGCACAAAAGUUUCUUGUGAACGGGACGUCUGUAAUACUUUUUGUCAGAGUCGUAUACACUCGGAGACUUGUUGUUAGAAAAUUAAAUGAAGAAGAUGAAGAAGAAGAAGAUGAAGAAAAAAAAGAAAAAACAAGGCAAUGUACUCAGUUCCUCGCAUUUGUUAAUUGUUUUGCAAUAGCAUCUGGAAGAAGGAUCGUCGCGACUGAAUAAGCUUCGUAACGAUAAUAUUAAUUGCUAAGCAACUCUGUCACGUGUGAGAGAGAGCAUGUUUAUAGUCUGGUUAACAUCAAUCGACGACUCAUGGCCGUGUUUCCCGCCACGGAAACUGACAGACUUUCGCUAUUGUAAUGCAUUUAAGAAUAAUAAAAUUUGCGAUAGAGAUAUGCGAAUAACAAACAGGACAGACUUUUUAGCACAAUCAAAUUUAUACCUUAGAGAUAAUUGAGAAACUAAUUAAAUACAUUAAGAUUCGAAAAAUAUCUGUUCAGAAAACUACCUUUGACAAAAUGUAUUCGUGCAAACAAAUCUAGAACAAUCUCAGAGUUUAUUUUUUAAGAAUUAUAAUUAAUUAAUGAUGUAUGCCGUUUGUAGAAAAUUUUAUUCGACAACAAGUGAAACUAUGAAUUUAUUAAGCUUUCGUUAGGAUCGUACUUAACAUCCGCGUAUAUUCUGUAAGUGCUUAAUAUAAUAUGUUGUUUCAGCGUAAAUAAUAGCAAAAUUAAUUACAAUUUGAGAAAAGGUUCAUUCAAUAUCGAGCGUUUAGGAAAUUCUUUUAAUAUUUUGUCGUAUUGCUUAAAAUCUUCUAUAAUCUUUGUUUGGUAAACGGACAAAAGUAUUACGUUUAUUAUAAAUAUUAUCUUAAAUAUAAGUAGUUCUUUCAUCGUUUUUCUCUAAUAUGUAUAUACAAUUUUUUUCUACUCAAUUCUAUAUUCACAAUUCUGGUAAAAUAUUUUCUAUGACCACUGAUUGUGCUAAAAUGGGCACACCUUUAAAGAACAGGGAAGACGGUUUCGCAAUUGGCCCUGAGCGACAGAUUGACCUUAACUCGACUAUAGUUUGAAAGUAGUAGGUAGUCGUAUUAAGCGUGUAGCGUAUUUAUAAACGUGCAGUCCAUUUAUAACUUCGAUGACAUGUAACAUAAUGUAUAUGGCUCUAAUCAGUACCUAACGUUCCCGAA